AUGAGGGCAAGUUUCAAGUUCAAACUAUCAUUGGAGGUCAAGGACAAACACAGAAGCUGUACAGUGGAAGAGAGACCUAAGAACAGAGGUUUCGAGGGAGGACACACGUCGAGCGGUCAAGCCUGCAAGGACGUUAAGCAAGAGAUGUUGCAGCAUCCGCAAGCCUUAGUCUCUGGGGCACUUUCAGUGCCUGGGACUGAACAACCUUACCAACCCUCAAAGAGCUCGCUCGAGUCUGUCCAGGAGACGAUGAGCCUGUUUGAGGAGGCCCUGUUGAAGCUUCAGAGAGACAGCGGCAGCCUUAUGUUUGGUGGCCAACAUGGAGGCACAGGGCCUACUGUGCCCGUCCUCCGGGACCUGCAGCCACAGCCACAGUCUCAUGCAGGGUCGAGACUGGCAGAAAAAGGUCCCUCAAAGCAGUUCUACUUUGAGAGUGUUUCACAAGAGCCUGAGGUGCCGGGGAGAACAAACCGGUUCUUUCCAUACGUCGCAGUUCGUGGGAGUGGAGCAGAUCCCUCAGAAGCCAUGCGUGGCUUUGGGGUUUCUCAGGGUUUAGCAACGCCUCUCUCUACGCAGAUAGACAUUAGAGGGAGAGGGGAAUCACAGCGUCAAAAGUUUGGGAAAGAGGACGGGAUCGAAGAGCAACAUCAGCUGAAAGAGGCUCCCCCUGAUAGAAAUGUCUCUGCAGAGGAGAAGACGUCGGACCUGGGAGAAGUGCCAAAGCGCCAAGAGAAGGCUGCUGGGGACGCCCUUUGCUACAGGUUGCAUGUGCCGACCAACGGGUCAGGGAGCGACUGGGAUACGAAAGACAGCAGCUCCCCACAUUGGGGCACCUCCGAGGACUGGCAAGCAAAGAGCGGGGGCCUGUCUGUCGGCGGGAAAGAAGACAAGCGCGCGCUCGAGGGCUUUGCUAGUUUCCACCUGGAGGACAGCGAGAGGACAGAGAAAAAGCGCACCCCGUCCGGAUCUGGGUCAGAAUCGGACGGAGCGAGGAGGUCCGGUUCCAAGAGUGGGGGCGAGCACUGCAAAGAGCACGCGGACUCGAUGAGCCCUGAUAAGGCCAGCGUUGGCGUCCCUCAGAGGAAUAAGGGGGGGUACUUGGGGGCGGAUGAUGACGGGGGAAAGGGGAGCAACGAGAGUACGGUGCAGUCUGGACAGAAGCGGAAGCACACGGGGAGCGACAGCAGCGAGUCAGUGCGGAAGGGGGAGGCGAGGGCGAGCGAGGCAGAGAGGCCGAGAAACGAGAAGAAGAGUUCAGGGGAGGAGAAACCCACGGGGAACUUGCGCGGAGGUGCGAGAGACGGCAAAGAGGACCACCAUCUGGGCGGCUGGAAAACGAUAGCGGACGGUCACCAGACCGUCUACGAGUGCCGCUUCUGUGGGAAGCGCUUCCUGGUCUCGCAGGCGCUGGGUGGCCACAUGAACCGGCACAGAGCCGAGCGGGAGAAUGAGAAGGCAAAGGUCCAGGCGAAGGCGGCGCGUGAGGCUGCGGCUUUCUAUGAAAGCCAGCAACAGACCCCCAAGCUCCAUGGGACUUCGAUCCGCAGCCCCAGCACCCCCCUGAACCUGACAGAAACCUCCUACGGUAUCCCCCUGAGCGUCACGUCCAACCCCUCAGUCGCCCCCAUGCCCGCCGCAGCCCUCCUGCUCCCUGGAACCAAACCCGAUUUUCUCGGGGCCGGAGGACCCCCCCAGCAGGGCAACACUUCUCCGAUCACGCAAUACGAGGCGGGGUUCGAGGCAGGGUUUGGCGCGGGGUUAGUGGCGCUCGCACGUGCGGGCCUGCUCGUCCCGGACGCGAUGAUGGCGCUCGGUUGGCAGGGUAUGGGCGCCGGUUCCCGCGGCGGGGGGAAUGACGUGGCGCUCCAGGAGGCGUUCGAGCAACCCCCCCUCGGCGCAGAUUCUGGAAGGGGCCCUCCUGGAGAAACAAUGCAGGGACGCGCCACACCUGGGCCGUCCAAUGUCGGCUCCGAGCCGUUGGAUGCACGGGUGAAACCAGACCAGGAAGAAAAGUCCGGGAGGGGGGGCCCACAAAACCUGCCGCCCGCCGUGAUGCCGGUUUGGAUCGACACGGCUAGGGGUCAGCAACAGGUGUUCCAAGUGGAGGGGGUUCAGGGUAUAGACAAGGGCUUAUACGCUCUGAAACCGGUCGGCGCCACAACGUCCCCUGACUUGUCGCUCGGGCCCUCCAGCGACAACUUCGGUUUCCCGGGGGGCGGCCCUGCCCGGCAAAACGACCCCCCCGAACCGUUCGAGUACGGCCAGCCCACGGCUCCCAAGUCGGGGCCCCGGGGUUUCAGAGUCGGCGAGUUCGGCCCGACCCAAAAACUCCAAUCUCUUGGACCUCAGGAACGCCCCCGGUUGGCCGGGAACGUGGCCCGCGUCGCGCACCCCCUGGUGACACGUGGCGUCAUGGCGACUGCCAUCCGGCCCGGGCUCGGUACUGUUGAGCGGUACGGACUGGCGGGCUUCCGGGCGGGGCAGCCAAAUUGUCUGCCCGUGACGCUGGGUGCGCGCUCGAGUCCGCAGCGGUAUGGGGUGGGCUCGUCUAACUCUGGCAGGCCGGAUUCCGCCGGAAACGGAAUCGGAUUGGGCAUGGGUCCGAAACCUUCGCUGCUGAACCUGAGCGGCGACCGGCCUGACAGCACCGGCCCCGGGCGUUCGUCGGCCGACUUUGUAUCUUCCCCGCCCCUGCUGCGCACCCUUUCCCUAUCCCGCGAACCGCUCGACCUGUACCAGGACUUUUUGCACUCACAGCCGAGCGGAUUGGGUUCACAGUUGGGGGACGCGAACCUGGGCGGGGGGUUUGACGACCAGCUCAGCAGCUUUGCGCAGGAGCACCCCGACUGGCCGGACUACUUUCAGGGGGGGUCUGUAAAUAGCGGGGACGCGUACGGCGCUCCAGGAGAGAAAGGCUCAUCUUAGACCGACUUGUAUUCGAUUGCGCCCUCGGGGUUUUUGCUUUUGUUAUGCUUAUACCGUCUUCUCGUUAGUAGUGGUUCAAUCGACGGAAGUUUGUGGCACGAAGUGGAGGACAGUGAGGGGUCUCUCGUAAGAGAGACGUUGCAUUCAGUCGGCCGAGGUCGCAGGAGAGAAACAGGAUCAGGGCAUUGCGGUCGGGAACCAGUCAAAUUGGAGUCCGAUAGGAAAGCUGGGCGUCAAGUGGGCUGAUCGACUUUGAAUCACGAUGAUAUCUUAGACCACAAAUUGAAUAAGCAAUCGCCUACAAUUCACCGAUCAUUAUAAAGAGUAAGAAUAGGACCGGAAUCCUUUUGAGCUAGGGUGUGCAUUUGCAAAUGUCCUGGAUAACGUGAGUGGGUAGUCCGGAGCUGGUGUAAAUGCAGUUGGGUAGUCGGUGGUAUGAGUGGGUAGUAGAGUAGGUUUUGUGAAACGGUGUAAAUAUCUUGCUUUCCCAGAGCUUUCUUAAAGCUUGGAAUGUAUGAGAUCAUUCAAGCUCUAAGUAGACUUCUGUCUUGCGGACAUUAGCCAUAUACUAUUGAGUUGUCCGGAU
Molecule: messenger RNA, 3511 nt
Organism: Klebsormidium nitens
Lineage: Eukaryota; Viridiplantae; Streptophyta; Klebsormidiophyceae; Klebsormidiales; Klebsormidiaceae
Source: the annotation of a GenBank genome assembly